Messenger RNA from Folsomia candida, 1018 nucleotides. RefSeq names its product solute carrier family 35 member E1 homolog. Lineage: Eukaryota; Metazoa; Arthropoda; Collembola; Entomobryomorpha; Isotomidae. Gene Ontology annotation, cellular component: Golgi apparatus. Gene Ontology annotation, molecular function: antiporter activity. The coding region runs from base 65 to 1000 and encodes 311 amino acids. The transcript has 3 exons. The record is from RefSeq and is a predicted model, not a curated record.
ACUACAGGAACAUCUGUCCAUUAGUAGAGAGGAGAGAUAAUUAAAUAGGGUCGGACCAUUUUAAAUGACUAAAAAAUGGGUGAAAAUCAGCGUUCUCUGCUUCGCGUGGUAUUCCAGUUCGAGUUUGAACAAUGUCGUUGGAAAGCACCUCCUCACCCGCUACCCUCACCCGCUGACCCUCACGUUAAUCCAGCUAUUCUCAAUCACCAUCUACUCCUAUCCUUUGAUAAGGUGGUAUCUGGAGAGGGCCCCGCUGGGAAUUACUGUUCCGAAGAGUGUCUAUAAUUAUUAUAUUAUUCCACUGGCGGUGGGGAAGUUUUUGGCCUCAGUGGCGAGCCACGUUUCCAUUUGGAAGGUCCCAGUGAGUUAUGCGCAUACCGUAAAAGCCACCAUGCCUCUCUUCACUAUCACCCUGACGCGCCUCCUCCUUGGGACUCACCACUCCACCCUGACCUACCUCUCCCUCAUCCCCAUAAUCACCGGAGUCUCCAUCGCCUCCAUCACCGAGAUGAACUUCAACUUAAUUGGACUCACCACGGCCCUCCUAUCAACACUAGCUUUUAGUCUCCAAAACAUUUAUUCAAAACAAGUCCUCCAAAAAACAAAACUCCACCAGUUCGAACUACUCUUCAUUUUAGCCAAGUUGAGCUUCCUCUUUUUCACCCCGGUCUGGUUCCUCCUCGAUUUCAACAUAAGUUACGACGUGGAAAUAGUAUUUUACCUCUUUUUCGACGGUUUUUUAAGUUUUCUACAGAAUAUUUUAGCAUUUAGCUUUUUGAAUUUGGUGAGUCCGCUGGGGUACUCGGUGGCGAAUGCGAGUAAGAGGAUUUUUAUCAUUGGAGUUAGUGUGGUGGUGUUUAGGAAUCAGGUGGGAUUUAGUAAUUGGGUGGGGAUGGGGGUCGCCGUGGGGGGGGUGUUUUGCUAUAAUUAUGCCAAGAAUUGGGAGAGUGUGGAGAGAAAGAAGGUGUCGUUGCUGCCGUUGAAUAAUAAUUAUGUUUGAUUUAUUUAACGAUAUUUA